Molecule: messenger RNA, 1235 nt
Organism: Syngnathus typhle (broad-nosed pipefish)
Lineage: Eukaryota; Metazoa; Chordata; Actinopteri; Syngnathiformes; Syngnathidae
Gene: hmgcll1
Product: 3-hydroxymethyl-3-methylglutaryl-CoA lyase like 1
Exons: 9
Coding region: 191-1198 (335 amino acids)
Biological process (GO): L-leucine catabolic process; ketone body biosynthetic process
Molecular function (GO): hydroxymethylglutaryl-CoA lyase activity
Source: RefSeq, a predicted model, not a curated record
UGGCUGCCAUGGCAACUGCUGAAUCAUCCUACCCAGUCAGCGGCAGUCCGCUAAUUCCAUUUUGGCAAGUAAGGCCUUGCGCCAUCCGAGAAUAUUGAUCUUGAUCCAUUAGCUUUAUUAGAUUCCGAACAACUGGGGGUUGGGCUGCUUCAGCUUGGGAAGUUAGGAAGCACAAACAGCGUGCCUCCGAAUGGGAAACCUACCCACGACGGUGAAGCAUUGCCUGAGCUACGAACAACUCAUCCAGGACUAUCCAUGGCUGAGACGCUUUCUGCUGGAGGAGGCAAAGACUGCCUCAGAGUAUCCGGAGAGUGUGAAAAUAGUUGAAGUUGGGCCAAGGGAUGGACUCCAAAAUGAAAAGGAAAUUGUUCCGACAGGCGUGAAAAUCAAGCUGAUAGACAUGCUCUCGGAAUCGGGCCUGCGUGUGAUUGAGGCCACCAGCUUUGUCUCUUCAAAAUGGGUACCACAGAUGGCUGACCACACUGAGGUUCUAGCAGGAAUCCAGAGAGCUCCUCAUGUUCAGUACCCGGUAUUGACACCUAACAUGCAAGGUUUUCAGGACGCUGUUGCGGCCGGGGCUGCUGAAGUGGCGGUGUUUGGCUCAGCAUCUGAGGCCUUCAGCAUGAAAAACAUAAAUUGCUCUAUUGAUGAAAGCAUGCAGAGGUUUGAAAAGGUCGUCGAGGGAGCCAAAGAGCAAACGAUUCCAGUCCGCGGGUAUGUUUCUUGUGCCCUUGGAUGCCCAUACAAAGGAGACAUUGAUCCAGCCAAAGUUGCUGAGGUAGCCAAGAGAUUGUAUGAGAUGGGAUGCUAUGAGGUUUCCCUGGGGGACACCAUCGGCGUGGGCACUCCAGGUUCCAUGCGUAAAAUGCUGCAGUGUGUGAUGAAGGAGGUUCCCGCCAGUGCUCUUGCAGUUCACUGUCAUGACACGUACGGCCAAGCUUUGCCAAACAUCCUCACGGCACUUCAGAUGGGAGUGAGCGUGGUGGACUCAGCAGUGGCCGGUCUGGGUGGUUGCCCGUACGCUCAGGGUUCAUCUGGCAAUGUGUCAACAGAGGAUGUUCUCUACAUGCUCCACGGCAUGGGCAUCCACACCGGGGUAAAUCUGGCCAAAAUCCUGGAAGCAGGUGACUUCAUCUGCACCGUGCUACAACGCAAGACAAACUCCAAAGUUGCUCUGGCAAGAAGCAGGAAGCUGUGAACAUGUUUCUUUCAAAUAAAUUUGACUUGAUUUGGUG